Messenger RNA from Lactuca sativa (garden lettuce), 2499 nucleotides. Its product is annotated as O-fucosyltransferase family protein. NCBI's taxonomy places the organism in Eukaryota, Viridiplantae, Streptophyta, Magnoliopsida, Asterales, Asteraceae. Gene Ontology annotation, cellular component: Golgi apparatus; trans-Golgi network; cytoplasm. The record is from RefSeq and is a predicted model, not a curated record.
CUUUGACAAAAACUUAGUGCAAGAUUCACGCGCCACCACCGAAGAGUAGGAUGCGGCUUAAUCCCUGUCAAGAUAUCGGGCAUGUCCGACUGACACCUUCCAACUCACUACCCUCGAAUAAAUACGCUCCUCUCUUUCUCUCUCUUUAAUUUUCUUUUCACUUAUUCCCCGUCUCCCCCACUUCAUACAUAAUUCUAGAGAGAGAAAACGACUGUGUCUGUGUGUGUGAGAGAGAAAGAGUGUGUAUCUGUGAUCUAAUGAAGGGGGAUGCUGGUGGAAAGAUGAUAAUCAAGUCCAAGCUGAAGUGGGUUGGCUUAGUCGGACUUGUACUCUCCGCUUUAUCUCUUUUCACCCACUUCCUUCUUGCUAGAUAUUCCUACACAGAAGAGGGCAUUACAGAGUACCAAGCCAUCACCAUUUUCUCUUGGCGGCCAAUUUUUGAGAAUGCAGAUCUUUCCUCCAAUAACAAAUUGUAUAAAAGGCUAUGGGGCCCUGUUAGGCGUCUCGAAUCUUUACAACCACAUGCUAAACCUAGAGCGCACUAUUCAGUUCCUGUUUCAGAAUCAGAUAGAUAUAUUUUUGUAAGGAUACGUGGAGGAUUUCAUGAGAUCAGGAGCUCUAUUUGUGAUGCUGUUGUUAUUGCUCGGCUUUUAAAUGCAACACUUGUGAUUCCAGAGAUCCAGUCAACCACAAGCAGCAAGGGAAUCAGUGCUCAGUUUAAGAGUUUUGCUUAUCUUUACAAUGAAGAUCAGUUCAUGGCAGCAUUAGCAAAUGAUAUCUUAGUUGUGAAAACCCUUCCUAAAACCCUAAAAGGAGCCAGAAGAAAGAAAGAAAUCCCUUCAUUUAAAGUUCUUAACUCACAAUCUCCAUAUUAUUAUUUACAUCAUGUUCUUCCAGUUCUGAUACGCCACUCUGUGGUCGAGCUAGUUGUUGCUGAUGGUGGAUGCUUACAGGCAACACUUCCUCCAGAUCUUGAGGAAUAUCAACGGUUGAGAUGUCGUGUUGCAUUUCAUGCUUUAACCUUCCGACAAGAAGUACAGGAAUUAGCAACCAAGAUUUUACACAGGUUAAGGGCACCAGGAAGGCCAUUUAUAGCAUAUGAUCCGGGGAUGACUAGAGAUGCUUUAGCAUAUCAUGGUUGUGCUGAGCUUUUUCAGGAUGUGCAUACUGAACUCAUUCAGCACAGACGUUUAUGGAUGUUAAAACGUGGAAUUGUCAAAGGCAAUCUUACUGUGGAUUCAAACACACAACGUCUGAAUGGUUCUUGUCCACUUAUGCCUGAAGAGAUUGGUAUCAUCCUUCGUGCAUAUGGAUAUUCAUGGGACACAAUCAUCUACAUAUCUGGUGGAGAAGUCUUUGGUGGCCAAAAGAAACUAAUCCCAUUUCAUGCAAUCUUUGAAAAUGUAGUGGAUAGAACAUCACUUACAACAUCUUGGGAAUUGAACAGAAUAUAUGGGCGUGAAGCGAAUCUUGUUGACAAAUACCCAAAAACCCCACCUUCUGCUGAGAAAGAAAUGAGACAUGAAGCAUGGAAAACAUCCGGGCAACGUCCCCGCCCUCUGCCGCCACCUCCCGCCAGGCCGAAAUCGUAUCACAUUGAAGGGUGGUGGGGUUGGGUGGCUGAAAGUGAUAAUGAGCCUGAGAGUACUGUGAUUGAGUUGAGGACUAAUGCUCACAAACUGCUGUGGGAAGCCAUUGAUUACAUGGUGUGUGUUGAAGCUGAUGUUUUUGUUCCUGGUUUUGAUCGUGAUGGUAAAGGAAGACCUAAUUUUGCAAGCUUGGUGAUGGGUCAUAGACUAUAUCAAUCUGCAACAGCUAAAUCUUUUAGGCUCGACAGGAAAGAAAUUGCAAAACAUAUGGAAGAAAUCAGUGACCAUUUAUACGAAGCCAACCAUACAUGGAUUAAAUCCGUGAGGAGUCACCUAAGAGAAAGCUUGCUUGAUCGAUUAACAGAAGAAUCAAAAGCAUCAAAAUCAUUAUCGUUUCUCUCAUUCCCAGUCCCUGAAUGUUCUUGUCUGAGAUCCGAGUCAAAAGGAGCUUCCACUUCCCAACUUCCAGCUGCUAUUAAGGUUGCACGUUCUUGUCCUGCUUGGAUGGGUAAAGAUGUAGUUUCACGUCCUGGAGACAAGGAAAACGAAGAUGAUCUUGAUGAGGAUGAUUCUGGGCCUUUUGGUUUGUUUUUCCGGCAGAGUGGUGGUUCUAGUAACAGGAAUAAUGGAGGUGGUGGCGGCAGAGGUGGUGGAGAGAUGAUGAGCAGCAAAGAAGAGACUCAGAUGGAAGAUCAAGAAGAAAUGGACGGUGGCGAUAGAUGACCUAAUUGGGCGGUGAUAGACGACGGAGUUAGGAGGUAGGAGGUAGGAAUUAGGAGACCCCCUAAAUCUAAUCGUAGCCUUAUUUAAGUUGUUUGUACAGUUGCAGUAUAUCGUUGAUGGUGAAACUGGACUAGUUUUGAGAAAGUACAGUUUGAGUUUUAAUGUCAAAGCAGCUAUUAUCUUUCAA